Messenger RNA from Candoia aspera, 1688 nucleotides. RefSeq names its product transmembrane protease serine 11C-like. Gene Ontology annotation, molecular function: serine-type endopeptidase activity. Lineage: Eukaryota; Metazoa; Chordata; Lepidosauria; Squamata; Candoiidae. The coding region runs from base 1 to 1155 and encodes 384 amino acids. Gene Ontology annotation, biological process: proteolysis. The record is from RefSeq and is a predicted model, not a curated record. The transcript is spliced from 9 exons.
AUGGACCUUGGGGUCUUCAGAGGUUUUAGAGAUCAAAAGUUAUCAUUUUACAAGGGCAACUUUAAAAUCACUGGUUUGCAAUACAACGGUGCUUUGUCUCGGCAGACUUCAGACCAGUUUAGAGAUUUAGGAAAUUGGAUUGAAAAACUGAUGUAUGAGACAUUUCACAAUUCUGUUCUAAAACGUAAAUAUAGAGGCUCACGGCUUGUCAGAGUAAGUCCUGACACAGGUGGAGUGAUGGCACAAGUUAUGCUGAUAUUUCUUUUCUCCCGUACUGAAAAUGAGAUACCACUCCGCAUGGCAGUCAAUAGAGUUUUGCAGCAGAGGCUGCAGAUGUAUCCUGGGUCUGCGCACAUUGAUCUCUCCUCUUCCUCCCUUUCAGAUAUGAAGGGAGAAAUGGCUGAAAGAAUCUUCAGUGACAUCUGUGGGCUUCGACAUAACAGAUCCUCAGGAACAUCAAGGAUAACUGGAGGAGUGUCAUCUGGAGAAUGGCCAUGGCAAGCCAGUCUCCAACGAAACAACAUCCAUCGUUGUGGGGCAACGUUGAUCAGCAACACUUGGCUCCUAUCUGCAGCACAUUGUUUUAGAGAAGCAAAAAAUCCACAUAAAUGGACAGUUAGCUUUGGAACCUAUUUAAGUCCUCCUCUAAUGAUACGGCUUGUCAAAACAAUUAUAAUUCAUGAAAAAUAUCAGUAUCGAGAUCAUGAACAUGAUAUUGCUGUUCUGCAGUUGACUAAAAGUGUAGAGUUUACAAGUGCUAUUCAUCGAGUUUGUCUCCCAGAUUCAAAUGAAAAGAUUCCAUAUAAUAUUGAUGCUGUGGUUACAGGAUGGGGAGCACUUAAUAAUGAUGGUGAAACUCCUAAUGUCCUUCAGGAAGCAACAGUAAAGCUCAUAGACUCCAAAGUUUGCAACAGAAGGGAAGUGUACAAUGGGGCCAUAAAACCUGGAAUGCUAUGUGCCGGAUACCUUGAAGGAGGAAUUGAUUCCUGCCAGGGUGACUCUGGUGGUCCACUGACGACAUCUGAUUCAAGAAAAAUGUGGUACCUUGUUGGCAUAGUGAGCUGGGGGGAUGAAUGUGGAAAACCAAAUAAGCCUGGCGUCUACACACGAGUGACUUACUAUCGAGACUGGAUUACUAAAUAUACUGGGCUUUGAAAUAAUAAGUAUAAAAAGAUGCACAUGUUUGAAGCUAUAUAGAUAGCAUCGAGGUAGUACAAAAUUACAAUGAGUUUGUAUAAGAAUGUUUGUCUUAUCCCCUCAGUCAUUAAUAAACCCAGCAUGUUAAAGAGAAACUAAUGGACUUGGACUGUUAAACCGAAGCACCGAUUGUAAGGUGUGUAUUCCCAGGGAAAAGAGAGUAAAUGUGCUCUUGCACAGGCUGAGCACUUCCGUUCACUCUCCAACUGUUCUGUCUUCCCCCUUCUUCAGAGAGACAUUAGCGAAGGAUAUGCUAAGUCUUAACAAGACAGGGCAUUGUCUUCAACCAUUAAGCAGCUUUAUGUCAACAACACUCCUAGUAACAGUGAAGUGGGCUGCACAAAGCGUUUGCUCAUUUCUAGAGAAGCACGUUAAGCUUCCCGUGGCUAUCUCACAGAAGAUGAGAAGCAGAAACAUCUCACUGCUAGGCAUACCUAAGAGGUCAUGAUUUUAAUAUGAAGUAGCAUUGCUUUAUAUCCAGAAAUGUAUAA